Messenger RNA from Nilaparvata lugens (brown planthopper), 816 nucleotides. Its product is annotated as nuclear receptor 2C2-associated protein. The record is from RefSeq and is a predicted model, not a curated record. Lineage: Eukaryota; Metazoa; Arthropoda; Insecta; Hemiptera; Delphacidae. The transcript has 3 exons. Bases 286 to 684 code for a protein of 132 amino acids.
CAUAGAGAAAUGAAAACGGGAUGAGUGUGAAUCACCAAUUUGUUAUCUGGGAAAGUUUAGAAACCAUAACCAAAAAGUCUUGUGGCGAUACCAAAAAGGAAAAAACAAUCAAGUAAUACUUCUUUUGAAUAAGUAUAACCAAAGUCAAGAUAAUUAUUAUUAAAUCGAAAUGUUAUUGUCAUAUCACUUAUCAAUAUCUUUAUGCUAAUCAAUCGAUCAAAAGUGAAGUUGUUGUGUAUCAAAUUUAAUCAAGUUGAGUGGCCGGUGUAUUUGAAGGAUUAAAUCAUGGAAAACUUCAAGUGCAGAGUUAGUUCUGUACAGAACCGUGCAUUAAAAAUGUAUGGAUCAAGAUUUAUGUUUGAUGUCAAUGAGGAAACAUGCUGGAGUUCCGAUCAGGGAAGUCCUCAGUGGGUGGAGUUGCAAUCCAAAGAUGGUGAGAGGAAGAUUUCGUCGUUCAGUAUCCAAUUCCAGGGAGGUUUCGCGGGCAAAGACUGUUUUUUCGAAGUGAAAUCGAGUAAUUCGCUCGAUAUCAUUUCAACGCCUUUCUAUCCUGACGAUGUUAAUACACUUCAGCAUUUCUCCUUGCAAACACCGGUCACUGGAAACACUUUUAUAUUCAAAUUCACAACCAGCACCGAUUUUUUCGGAAGAAUUGUAAUUUAUAAAUUGGUUGUAAACGAAUGAGUUUGGUGCAAUUGUACACUUUCGAUGUAAAUUUUAUACCUUUUUUACAAAUACCUUUUUAAGUCUCUUUAAUUGUUAGAUUUUAUUUUAAAAACAUAAAAUACAGAAAAUAAAUUGGUAUUUGUCAUGUAA